UGGAUCAGGUCUCCGGCCUGCUUCCGUUUCUCUCCCACCACAUUGACCACAACCCCGCCCCCCGCCUCGCACUCACUAGCUGAACGCGUUGCCCGACAUGCAUUGGAAGGAGAACUGGAACGGCAAGCAGAAUGUCAUCGUAGUUGGUGGCGGACACGCCGGCGCGCUCGUCGCGCGCAACCUAUCAGGCACGCUCGACCCGCAGAAGUAUAAUCUGAUCCUCGUCAACGAGCGGCCGUUCGCCGUGCACCUCCUCGCUGGCGCGCGCAUGACGGUCAGCGAGGAGGGCGACUACGAGCGAUUUGCUCUCAUGAGCUACGACAAACUCUUCAUCAAUGGCAACGGUCGGCUGGUUGUCGACAGGGUGACGGGGAUUGACGAGAAGGUGCCGGGCGAGGGGGGAGAGAUUAUCCUCGAGAGUGGGGGCAGAAUUCAGUACGCCGCACUCAUCCUCGCGUGCGGAUUCUUGUGGUCCGGCCCGCUCGACUUCCCGUACACACGCGAGGACAUGCACGCCCAUCUCCUUCAUUGGAGAAAGCGGUAUGAACAGGCAGACCACGUAGUACUCAUUGGUGGUGGCGCCGUCGGCAUUGAGACCGCCGGAGAGCUCAGAGACAUCUACCCCAACAAGAAGAUCACUAUCGUACAAGCAGACGACAUGCUUCUCAACGCUACCUACCCGGAGAAGUACCGUAAAGACAUGGAGCGCCGCUGCAAGGCACGGCGAAUCGACAUGGUCUUCUCCGAACUCACAGACUACAUUCCUGAUCACGGCACUGUCGGGCUCAUCACACGCUCCGGCAUGUCGAUUCCCACUGCCGACAUGAUUGUCCCGACCUUUGGCCCUCGGCCGAACACCGCGUGGAUCGCGUCGCUCGGUCCGGACGCGCUGGACGAAAGGCGGUUAGUGAAGGUCAAGCCGACCUUCGAGGUGGUGGGGCAUCCGGGCGUAUUCGCGGUGGGCGACGUCACGGAUUGGAACGAGCAAAAGCAGGGCAUGAAGUACCCUGUACAUGCUGAGAUCUGCUCCGCGAACGUCUUCAGCUUCCUCGAAGGUCAACCACAGACCAGGAAGUACAAGGGCAGUACGGAAAUCAUCCUCAUUCCUUUGGGAAGGAAUAAGGGUGCUGCGUACUUCGACGUGCUCUGGGGCAUUGUCCUUGGCAACUGGUUCGUGCGGUGGAUCAAGUCCAAGGACUUGCUCGUCCACUCGACAAGAAAAGACCGAGGCCUCUCACCAGCCGACCGAUGAUUGCGAACGACCCAUUGCGCGCUGCGACGGACGCUUGGUAUCUACGAUCAAAGGAGGUUUACAUUUACUUAUCCAUUCUUGCUUCACGCCCACGCCUUUCUGCACCUUAUGCACCAACCACUGGAGGAGGAUUUCGCA
Molecule: messenger RNA, 1390 nt
Organism: Rhodofomes roseus
Lineage: Eukaryota; Fungi; Basidiomycota; Agaricomycetes; Polyporales; Fomitopsidaceae
Exons: 4
Coding region: 98-1252 (384 amino acids)
Cellular component (GO): cytoplasm
Molecular function (GO): flavin adenine dinucleotide binding; electron-transferring-flavoprotein dehydrogenase activity
Source: RefSeq, a predicted model, not a curated record